AUGGCCGUGCCUCUCUUCAACCUCGCCCCCAAUCUUACCGACUCUGAGUCUGAUUCUUUGGCCCUCCCUCUUAUCCUCAAAUACAAAUUCAUUCUUCGCGCAGGGACGAUAACUUUCGGCAAGCAAAACACGUUUCCGGAGUCAUUUGGCCUCCUAGACCAAGCUUUCCUGUCCGGCAUCAAUUUCUUCGACUCUACAGAAAUGUAUCCAGUGGUUCAGCGAGCCCAGACUCAGGGUCAGGGGAGGAGCGAGGAACGUCGUUUUGGCCACCAAGGUUGUGAAGUAGCUCUGAGAGUAUCAGUUCAUGCUGACCAUGGUGUGCCAGCUUGGUUUUCACUUCUAAUGUGUGAAAAUUUGUUAUGA
This is a messenger RNA of Prunus armeniaca (apricot), 363 nucleotides long. The record is from the annotation of a GenBank genome assembly. NCBI's taxonomy places the organism in Eukaryota, Viridiplantae, Streptophyta, Magnoliopsida, Rosales, Rosaceae.